Molecule: messenger RNA, 5609 nt
Organism: Pantherophis guttatus
Lineage: Eukaryota; Metazoa; Chordata; Lepidosauria; Squamata; Colubridae
Gene: TMLHE
Product: trimethyllysine hydroxylase, epsilon
Biological process (GO): carnitine biosynthetic process
Cellular component (GO): mitochondrion
Molecular function (GO): iron ion binding; trimethyllysine dioxygenase activity
Source: RefSeq, a predicted model, not a curated record
UGAAGAACUGGUUGAAGAUUUUUUUAAAAUUCUGUUCGCCUUAAAUUUGGCAAGUUUAAGCGAAAUAUAGCCGAGGGUGCCUCUUCCCAGUGACUCACUCAGGCAUGGCUGGGAAAAGCUGUUGAAGCUGCAAAAAAAAAAAAAAAAAACCUCCUUGGCAAUCUCCUUUGCCUGCCUGCCACCCACCAAAUCCUAGAAAUAAUUCUCAUUUCAGUUUCCCCAGAGAGAGGACAACGGGCUCAGCGUCUCUGUCGAAACACCCGCAGAAUUAAGAAAGCCAAACUUUCAGACUUUUUAUAAAAAAAAACCAAACAAACUCCAAAUAUUGAACAGUGACACCUACCGGAGCUGUUCUUUUCAUCGGCUGUUUGUAAUGAAGCAGAUGGAAGGCAAUGUGACACUUCGCUGGACUUAAAAGAAAAAUCCAGCCGCUUGGUCCUAAGUCCACCUUCCCUCGGCUAGAGAGCACUUGAAGGAUUGAGAAUAUCGGGAUGUGGGGCUGUCAGCUGAGGCAGGUGCUCUGCAGCUUCCACCACCAACUGAAGAAAGGUUUCAGGAUCCUUCCAGCUUCGACUCAUUGGCAUCACACGGUCCCCACCCCAUCCGACUGUGCCUGGCAGUUAAAAGAUGGUCAUCUAGAGCUGAAAUACAGGGACACUCUGAUGCGCUUCGAUUACUUUUGGCUGCGUGACCACUGCCGCUCGCCAUCUUGCUACAACACCAAGACCAACCAACGCAGUCUGGAUACGGCCAGUGUGGAUCUCACGAUCAAGCCCCAGGCGGUACGAGUCGAUGAGACCACUCUCUUUCUCACCUGGCCAGAUGGCCACGUGACCAAGUAUGGUCUGGAAUGGCUGCUGAUGAACAGCUACGAGGGACAGAAGCAUCAGGUCAUGCAACCCCGGAUCCUGUGGAAUGCCGAAAUUUACCAGGAAGCUCAAGUGCCUUCGGUCAACUACCAUAGUUUCUUGGAAACCAAUGAGGGGCUGAGAGAAUUCCUGCAGAACUUCCUGCUGUACGGCAUUGCAUUCGUGGAAAACGUUCCCCCAACCAAAGAAGACACGGAGGUCAUAGCAGAGAGGAUUAGUUUGAUCAGAGAAACUAUCUACGGCAGGAUGUGGUAUUUCACCUCUGACUUCUCCCGCGGAGACACGGCUUACACCAAACUGGCUUUGGAUCGUCAUACAGAUACCACUUACUUUCAGGAACCUUGUGGCAUCCAGUUAUUCCAUUGCCUCCGGCAUGAAGGGACGGGGGGACGGACGCUUCUGGUGGACGGUUUCUAUGCCGCAGAACAAGUGCUACAGCGAGCCCCGGAGGACUUCGACCUUCUCACGAAGGUGCCACUGAAGCACGAAUACAUCGAGAACAUGGGAAGCUGCCGCAACCACAUGAUUGGGGUUGGGCCUGUCUUGAAUAUCUACCCCUGGAACAAGGAGCUCUACCUGAUCAGGUACAAUAAUUACGACCGAGCUGUCAUUAACACAGUGCCCCAUGACACUGUGCACCGUUGGUAUAUUGCACACCGCACACUCACCACUGAGUUGCGGAGGCCCGAGAACGAGCUCUGGGUCAAACUGAAACCAGGCAAAGCCCUCUUCGUGGACAAUUGGCGAGUGCUGCAUGGCCGAGAAUCUUUCACGGGAUAUCGCCAGCUCUGCGGUUGCUACCUCACGAGAGAUGAUGUGCUAAACACGGCCCGUUUCCUUGGACUUCAAGCCUAGGGUGGCUUGGGCCUCUGAUGGUCGGGAGCUGCUGAUUCAGGAAUGGAGAGAAAAAAGUGUAUACCUCACAGACCUGGCCUCCUGUCCCAAGAGAGAGGAGAGGUCCUCUCACCAUUACUUGAGGUCCAUCAAAUAUUGUCUAUUGCCUUUUCUUCAUUCUCCCCAUUCUAAGCUCCCUGAUUGGUUCUCCUUGGUUUCCAAAGCCAGCCCAUUGGCUCAACUCAGGACAGAUGGACUUGGCAACCAUGUAAGAGACCAGUUCUGACCUCCAAGGUGCUACCUCUUGUGCCUUUUGCUAUUGAAAGCAGCCCUGUCCUUUUGAGGAGACCUAUGUACAAAACCAUCAAGGUUUUUUACUGGACGUCCAUUGUUGAAAACUGGUAGAGUCUCAAGGAAAGUUGAGCUAGUUCAUUGGCAAGAUGUGUUUGUUGGCGUGCCAGCCUUUUGAGACCUCCAAAGCAGACGGCUACCCAAUGUUUGAAGGUUCUGCUUCUCCGUGUCUCUUCUCUUUCCUGCCUGCCGGUGAUGUUAAGCUUGCCAUAUGAUGGGACAGUGGCUUCAGAAAGCCUUAGAACAGGAGGAAGGAAGAAAACAUACAGAUCUGGGGAGGGAAGACAAUAUUAAGUCCUGAUUUCCCAGCACUGUAAAAAAAAAUAUGAUAACAAUAUAACUAUAGCACUGUGUUUCUUUCCAGCUUAACUCUGUUGUCCAUUCUUCAUCUUGGUCAUUGCUUCAACUUUCUCCAGCAUUUCUUUGCUGUCCAUUCUUUUGUUGGGAGGAAGCACAAUCCCAUAAUUUCCUUGCUUUGUUUCUUUCCUUUGUUUCUUUCCUUUGAAGGACUUUAUCUUUAUGGACAACAAGAGGCCUCUCAGAAGCUGGAAACCGCCAACCCUUGUUCUGAACUAAAGCUCCAACAAUCCGGAAGAGAGAGAAAGAGAGAAAGAAAGAAGACACUUGGUUAUUCCUCUUAGCUAGUUAAGUGAAAAUAAUUGCACGUUUCGCUUUGACUGGCCUUCUCGGUAGCAUUGGGCUCUUUCAGGCUCUUCAAGAAAAAAGCAAGAGCGGCCUUUAGCCGAAACUGAAAUGAUUGGAUCAAAGAUCUGAGUGGAGGCAUUGCUUCCGCUAACUGCUCUUAUCACCAGACCAGUGGUGAAAUCCUCCGCGGAUGGCCACCGUUUUGCUGUCCACGCAUGUGCGGUACGCGGCAAAUGCUCGCUGUGUGCAUGCAUGCACAGUGCACACCAAAAGCACGCUGCACAUGCGUGCAUGCACAGUGCAAACUAAAUGCGUGCGGAAAAAGAAGGCUUAACAAGGUAAGUAGAACAGCGAGGGAGGAUAACAGCUGUGCCGCGCGGUUUAGAUUCCUUAGGAUUUCCUGCUUUCUAACUAAUAUAAAUGGCACGGCACAGCUGAUUGUCGGAAAUACUGGUUCAAACGAACUGGUAGCUUUUUUUUUACUACCGGUUUGCCCGAACCGUUACUUUUUAUCACUACCGGUUCUCCCGAACCGGUGCGAACCAGUAGCAUUUCACCCCUGCACCAGACCCUUAGGAUUGAGCUCCUUGUCUAGGAACGAGAAGUUCUAGGUCAUCCUUCCUUCUAGAGAUGGAUGAUGAUCAUUGCUUGCCCCCCUGCCAUCACCAGAGAGACUCCAGUUCCUACUGCAUCUCUUUGAGCAAGAUCCAACAGGGAUGCCCAGAACUUCUAUAGGAAGCCAAGAUUUGCCACUCCGUGGAAGAAACAGCACCUACGAGAAGUAGCCAAAGCCAGUUUUUUGCCUUCAAACCAAAUAAGAAAUAUCUUGCCUUCUUUGGACUUGAAGCGACAUUUUCAUGAUUCAUAACGAAGGAUGAAACGCUUUACCACAAUUUGAGAUGCAAAUUCUGUGGUUGAGUUGGGUCUUCCUGGGCCAAAACUUCAAAACUAAUCUAUGCAUGAGUUUAGGAGCAGAAGGGGGGGGCUUCUACCUACAAGAGGGUCCAAGUAGACUUCAUGAACAACAGAAUAAAUCUUUGUUCAUGGUUGUCCUUGCCAAGCUCGGCCAAACUUGGUUGAACCCGUUGGCUCUCGUUGGAAAAUUUCUGCUAAUUAAGGAAAAUCAACCCUCUUUCCUCCAGUAUGUUUACAGCUGAUCCCUUUCAGGUAAACAUGAUUUUUGUUGAAUUAUAUUGAACAUGCAAAUCUGCUAAGGAGGAAACUCCAGAAAAGGAAUUUUUGCAAGUUCUUAUAGACAUCAGGAAGCAGCUACCGUUUUCCUUGGACGGUGUUCUGCUCUUUGCAGCUUUCGAAUUAAAGUAGUGGGGAAACUGGCAAGAUUCCUCGAAGUCUAGAAGGAUGCAGUUUUGACUCUCACUAAGCUGCAGAAGUCAUAUUUUGAACUGCAACAUUUCCCGACUUAAAUAGGGGAGCAGGAGAGAGAAUGUUUUUCCAAGGAACUAGAAUCAGGGACGGGCUGCUGGGGGUUCGCAGGGGUUCGGGAGAACCUCUAGCUAAGAUUCUGUGCAGUUCAGAGAACCCCCAAAUCCCACUCCUGGUUGGCCCUGCCCUGCCCACGAGUCCCAAUGCAGCCCGUUUUGGAUGCAGGUUAGUGCAAGGCGUGCACGGAGGCUCGAGGAGGGCACUACCGGAACUACCAGAAGUUCAGGAAACGGGCCCGUUUCUGGCCUCCGGAGGGCUUCCGGAGGGCUUCCAGAGCCUGGGGAGGCCAUUUUCACCCUCCUGGAGGCUCGAGGAAAGCCUCCGGAGGCCGGGGAGGGCAAAAAUGCCCUCCCACCGUGGUGCAGGAGGCUGACUAGGCCACGCCCACCAUGGCCAUGCCCACCCAGCAACCAGGCAGAGAACCCCUUGCUAAAAUUUUUGAAGCCCACCCCUGACUCGAAUCCGACACGAACACCAGCAAUUUAGGUUUAGUUGAAUUUUCUCCCUGAGAUGGCUCGUGUUCUUUAAGGAAUGUAUUUCAGGUUUGCUUGUUCAGUGAAAGCAGUAUUUACAGUAUCUCAUGAGCUCCAAGCUGCUGUCUGAAGCCAUUUUGCCCAGCUAUAGUUUUGCUACACCAGGGGUAGGUUCUACUUACCCUUACUACUGGUUUGAACGGGAUCGCACACGCGCACGCUCGCUUCGCUCGCACCUUGCUUCUGCGCAUGUGCAAAUCGCCAAUGACAACAUCCGGGACGGUGGGCGGGGCGUCCCACCGGUUUUACUACCAGUUCUUGCGAACCGGUCUGAACCAGGGGCAACCCGCCACUAGGCUACACCUCGUUGAGUUGAUGGUUCUUUGCACGAUCUGUAUCUGCUUCUCUCUUUUCUUACCUGUAGUUUUGGAUGUCGUCUUAACUUGAUUGAUGCGGUAGCACUUUUUUGCUCUUAACACUCCUUAAGGACUCCUUUUAAACAACAUUCAAUUUUUAGUAGCGGAAGGCAUUUGGUACUCGAGGCCAUUUCUAACUUGAUUUUCUUAACACUGUAUGAAUUUCAUGACCCCGUAGAAUGCAUCGGAUGUAGAGGUGGUGCAAAUAUGAUCCUUGGAUCAAGACAACUUCUACAGCUGUCUGGUAUUUAUUAGCUACUAAGUUUCAGGAAUAUAUUUACUAAUUUCUAAAAACAUCUUUGCAAAAAAAGUACAGCUUGGGUUGUGUCCUCGGUAUGUUUUGUAAGGACCGAUGUGGCUUUGUUAUAAGUAGCUGAGAUCUCUUCAUGCCCACUCAUGUUUUACUCUAAGAACAAGAUUAUUAUGGUCACCGUAAUUGUAAUUGUUUCCUGUUACUCUGCUUUUAAUAAAAAAGUGCAAUGAUAAGUUUUUCUGAGAGGAAUAGAAAGCUUUGUUUCAACUAAACGGAUUUUGUAAAGUGUGGCCAACAAAUUAAAAACACUGAAUCAUGCUGUAAA